GGCCCACCACUUGCCCACCGAAGGUGUUAUUCUGGGUUGAAGGGCACGUUUCAAGCCCUUGCCCUUGCCAUCCCUUCAUGGUGGAACAGCUCUGAGCCACCAUUCCCCCCCACCGACCAUUAAGAACACACGCAUAUGCCUCCCCACGACUCUCUCAGCCAAUUUCCCAAACACAAACCUGUAAUUCGACGACGUAACUCAAAUUGGAGCUUGAACCAUUUGGGCAUAAAUUAGUUUCUGAUCCACCUGAACCAAGUUCGAUCAUUGCAGGUCUUCAUUUCUCCUUUUCAGCAUUAGGGUUUAAUCUUAUUUGGAUCAAAACCCUAAAAAAUUUUCAUCGAAAUGAUGAACCUUUCUUCAAUACAUCGGUUCUUCUCCUCCUCAGUCGGCCUGAAAAAUCACAAAUUAUCAAUCCUGAACUUCUCUACGGCGUCGGCGGCGGCCGAAACAGUGUACAAUCACCUGCAGAAAAAUGGUAGCAACGUAGAGGAAAUCCUUGCCUCGGUUCAGGUGAAAUUGGACUCCAAAUAUGUAAGUCAGGUUUUACAGAGAUGCUAUGGUAGCCGUUCCCAAAUGGGUCUUAGGUUUUUCAUAUGGGCAGGUCUUCAAUCCACUUAUAGGCACAGCUAUUUUAUGUAUAGCAAAGCUUGUGAAUUGUGUGAGAUUAGGAUAAAACCGAGUGUGAUUUUCGAUGUUUUGGAGGCUUAUAGAAUUGAAGGGUGCUCUGUUAAUCUGAAGACGUUUAAGGUUGUUUUUAAUUUGUGUAAAGAAGCUAAGCUUGCUGAUGAAGCAUUAAGGGUAUUAAGGAAAAUGCCGGAAUUUGGUUUGCGUCCGGAUACUACGGUGUAUAAUGUCGUUAUAAGAUUGUUUUGUGAUAAUGGUGAUAUGGAUAUGGCUGAAAGUUUGGUGAAGGAGAUGCGGUUGGUGGAUCUUUAUCCCGAUUUGAUCACGUACAUGGUACUGAUCAAGGGGUUUUGUAAUGUGGGUCGGUUAGAUAAUGCUUGUGGCUUGUUUAAGGUUAUGAAGGAACAUGGUUGUUUGCCGAAUGCUGUGGUGUACUCGGCACUUCUUGAUGGAUUUUGUAGGUGUGAUAAUAUGGAGAGAGCUUUGGAGUUAUUGAAGGAAAUGGAGAAGGAAGGUGGGGAUUGUAGUCCUAAUGUAGUAACAUAUACAUCUGUGAUUCAAAAGCUUUGUGACAAGGGACGGUCCACGAAUGCCUUGGUUAUUUUGGACCGAAUGGAAGCUUGUGGAUGUGCCCCAAGUCGCGUUACAGUUAGUUCUCUGAUUAAGGGUUUGUGCGUUGAGGAUCGAGUUGAAGAGGCUUGUAAGUUGAUUGAUAGAGUUGUUGCUGGACGUAGUGUCACAUAUAGUGAUUGCUAUAGCUCUCUUGUUGUGUCGUUGGCAAGAGGUGGGAAAAGUGAGGAGGCAGAGAAGGUCUUUAGGAUGAUGGUUGAUGGCAGGGUCAAACCAAAUAGUUUGGCCUCUAGCAUUAUUUUGAAAAAACUUUGUUUGGAGGGUCAGGUGGUAGAAGCGUUGUGCUUGUUUGAUGAACUUGAGAAAAUGCAAUGCUUGUCUUCCAUCGACUCUGAUGUGUAUUCUAUCCUCUUAGUGGGGCUUUGUCAACAAAAGCAUUUAGUGGAGGCUGCAAAGCUGGCAAGAGCAAUGCUCAAUAAAGGAAUUAAACUGAAAGCUCCUUAUGUUGACACAAUAGCUGAGAUAUUGAAGAAAUCCGGAGAUGAGGAGUUAAUUAAGAAUUUGACUAGAAUUGCAAGGUGAAGUUGAGCAAAAGAAAACCUUCAUCUGUCUUGGAGGUUCUCAUGUGUUUAUCUGGAAUUGUGUUCUACUAAGAUCAAUAUCUCCGACCAAGAAGAAAACAAUUCUUGAGUUGAGUUGGUAGUAUCUAACACAAUAGUUGAGAUACUGAAGAAAGUCCUGAUCAACCUUUAUACUGAGGACAGGAUAAGUUGGAAACCUUGAAAGAAACGAAAAUGGUUGACAAGGGCGACAACAGAGGUAAGUCAAGUUCGUGAUAGGACGACGAGGAUCGAGUUCUACAUCAAUUUGAUAGCAAAGCAUCAACAGUUGUACUUGAUGUUCAUCCUAUACAAUAUCAAGUGCCUGUAGUCAACCAGAAAGCUUUACUGAUUAGCUUUCUGGGUUCACAGGGGAAUUGUAAUUACCUUAAGAUUAUUAUUGGAACUUGUCUAUGGCCAUUGGGAAUCCGGGAUCAUUGUUUCCGAUAAUUGGUAUUUAAUAUUUUUUCUUUCAAAUGAUGUAGUCUGCGGCUAAUCAUACUUGAGUGUUUGCAUUA
Malus domestica (apple) is the source of this 2311-nucleotide messenger RNA. Its product is annotated as pentatricopeptide repeat-containing protein At5g47360-like. Lineage: Eukaryota; Viridiplantae; Streptophyta; Magnoliopsida; Rosales; Rosaceae. The record is from RefSeq and is a predicted model, not a curated record. Gene Ontology annotation, molecular function: protein binding.